Molecule: messenger RNA, 207 nt
Organism: Colletotrichum lupini
Lineage: Eukaryota; Fungi; Ascomycota; Sordariomycetes; Glomerellales; Glomerellaceae
Exons: 1
Coding region: 1-207 (68 amino acids)
Source: RefSeq, a predicted model, not a curated record
AUGGGCGAGGAGACGAGCACGAAUGUGGUGAGCAAUGACAAACAGGAACAAGGCCCCAAGGGCCAAGACCUGGCCGUUAAAGGCAACAUCAGCAACUACUCUUACGGAGCACUAGACGAACGACUCGACGAGCAGAGCCGACGGGCGACGUGCGAAGAAGGAUGGAGGUUGGACGGCGGUUGUAUCUACGGCGCCAGGAGGCGGUGA